AGCAUUCCGAACCGGUGUACAACAAGCUGAGUAUUUUACAGUAAAAGUGCAGAACUUACACAAGUAACACCAAAGGAUUUUAGUGCAGCUUACAUCUCGUAACACACAAAAAACACUAGCAAUGGCUUCCUACAAGGUGCUCGGUAGUUUCAUCGUUGUUCUGCUGGUCGUGCUUGCCUUGAGUGGUUCAGCUGAAGCCGGUUACCGGAAACCGCCCUUCAACGGCAGCAUCUUUGGCAAACGUAGCGGUAACUCUGUCGACUACGAAGGAAAUGCGAAAGUGCUCUCCACGAUGUGCGAAAUAGCGGCCGAAGCCUGCCAGAGCUGGUUUACCCAAGAGCAAAAAUAAGCACCCCGGCAUCGGGGUUUCGCUUUCGCCUUCCACUGACAGACCGACCAGGACGAUUUGGUGUGCUUCACAACUACUUUUAAACGCUACACUUUGGAUUUGGACACGGUUCGUAUGAAAAUCGACAAGUACACACAGUUUGAGCCGCGUGCCACACCGCACUAAGGCUGAAGGGGUUUUUCGGCAUGUAAGCGUUCUAUUCCGGAAUAAAAUGUUUUGUGCU
Messenger RNA from Anopheles moucheti, 572 nucleotides. It is a transcript of the gene SIFa, whose product is annotated as neuropeptide SIFamide. NCBI's taxonomy places the organism in Eukaryota, Metazoa, Arthropoda, Insecta, Diptera, Culicidae. Bases 122 to 349 code for a protein of 75 amino acids. The record is from RefSeq and is a predicted model, not a curated record. The transcript is spliced from 2 exons.